Paramecium pentaurelia is the source of this 1434-nucleotide messenger RNA. The record is from the annotation of a GenBank genome assembly. Lineage: Eukaryota; Ciliophora; Oligohymenophorea; Peniculida; Parameciidae.
AUGCAAUCUCUACGUAUUACAAAUUACUAAGCUACAAGUUUAAAUGUAAAACCAAAUGAUAUUCCAAAAGAUGUUUGGAAUAAUUUUAUAUGUGAUUAUCCUAAAUGUGGACCAGAAAUUUAAUUACCUAUGGAUAAUACAAAGAGAUAUGUAAAGACUGCAGCAGUACUAAUAGCAGCUAUAAUGGAUAGUUUGAUUAGUUGGUAAGAAAUUGAUGUAUUGUAUGAAAUAAGAGAAUAAAUGCAUUCAGAUAAUGAAUAAACUAAAAAAGUUGUUGCAGAUUAUAAUAAAUUUAUUAGUCAAAUUACUCCAUGUUUUGAAAAAGAUUAAGGUAGUACUCAUUUGAAAUAAUAAAGAGAAUAUAUAUAUUCACAUUUAAAUAAUUAAGAAGGAAUAGAACUACUUUUUAAUGUUUAUAGAUGUAUUUUAUUGAGUUUGUAUACAUAAAAAACAAAUUCUUGUUUAGUUAGAAAUGGAAGAAAAUUAUCAAAAUAAGAGGCAAUUUUUGAAUUAUUGGGCAAUUUGAAUGAAGAUAAUUAAUUCAUAUUGAAAGAUCAUCAUUAUAUAGCUAUAUCUACAAUAUUGGGAUUACCAAUUCAUUGUUAUAUUAAUUAUAGUGAUGGACAAUAGAUGAUAAGAAAGAGAAUACAUUAAUUAGCAAAUAUAAGAUUUACAGUUGCUUUACUAUUUGAACCAGGACACAAUAAUAAAUCAUCAAGAUCUGUUAGAAUAUUAUAUUAAUAACAUGAUUCAAUAUACUUAAAUAAUUUAUUAACAAUUGAAUAAAAUAUAAAGAAAAAAAAAAAUAUAAUGUUAGCCAUCAAUAAAGUUUAAAAAGUAUUAGAAUCAGCAGUGAUUACAACAGUGUAACAUUGCACAAAAAUAGUAGAAUAAAAAAUAAUAAAUGAAUUAUGGCCAGAUGAAUUAUAUUAAGAUCUAUAAAUUCUAGUUUAAUAAUUAAAUUUUAAGACUAUAAAAUUAGAUGAAAUAUUGUCAACAUUAGAUUAUAAUCUUUAAAUGUAAUUAGAUUCAUUUAAAAUAAUUGUUGAUAAUAAUAAAAUAAUCCAUAAACCGAAUUCUGAAAUAUCUCCAAAUAGAUAAAAGAUAUUUUAGAGUACUUAUUUUAGAAAUUAAUAAGCAAUAAUCAACUAUUAAAAUUAGAAAAUACAAAAGACUAAUGUUGUUUAAAUUUAAUAACCAUCAUAGAUUCCAUUAUUUGAAUCCCCUAUUAAAUAAUCAUAAAUUAUUCAACCUCCAAAAACUUAUUUAUAAACUACUGAAGAUAAACAAAGAUCUGUAUCCCCAUCUUCAUUAAAAUAAAAUAUUUCAAGAAGUUUGGAAUUUCAUGAUAAAGCAUUCAAAUUAAAUAAAUCCUAAACCAAUUCUAUAUUAAAUACUUAAUUGAUUUAGUAAUAAUAAUAAUAAUAAUAAUGA